Molecule: messenger RNA, 375 nt
Organism: Penicillium alfredii
Lineage: Eukaryota; Fungi; Ascomycota; Eurotiomycetes; Eurotiales; Aspergillaceae
Exons: 2
Coding region: 1-375 (124 amino acids)
Source: RefSeq, a predicted model, not a curated record
AUGUCGUACUCCGUCAGCAUCACCAGCACCAUCUUCGUCGCGCCCUCGGCAGACCCGACCCCCCCUCCACAUCUUGGUCGAGCCUACUGGUCCCAAUGUCCCCCGGCCUGCCGCCGAGAGCCUGAAUCACGGCUACGUCGUGUUUGUCCUGCCGCCCCCGUACGAGAACCUUUCCCUUUUGCCUUCUCCCUCCCUGCGUCCUGUGUUCGCGCCUGGCUGGAUACUAUUGACCACGGGACUGGGAUCGUCCUUUCUGGGGGCAAGACAUAUGGCGUCGCAUCCAAUGCCGAUCUCCACAUGGUCAAAGUGGCCAAUGUCAAGAAGGGCGAGGAAACUGACAAGACCAAGCUCAAAAUCCAGCCCUUUGCUAUCUAG